Messenger RNA from Erinaceus europaeus (western European hedgehog), 2806 nucleotides. RefSeq names its product signal transducer and activator of transcription 4 (gene STAT4). NCBI's taxonomy places the organism in Eukaryota, Metazoa, Chordata, Mammalia, Eulipotyphla, Erinaceidae. The coding region runs from base 303 to 2549 and encodes 748 amino acids. Gene Ontology annotation, biological process: cell surface receptor signaling pathway via JAK-STAT; regulation of cell population proliferation; cytokine-mediated signaling pathway. The record is from RefSeq and is a predicted model, not a curated record. The transcript is spliced from 24 exons. Gene Ontology annotation, molecular function: RNA polymerase II cis-regulatory region sequence-specific DNA binding; DNA-binding transcription factor activity, RNA polymerase II-specific.
UGCCACCUGGGUAGCAGGUAUGCAUGGUGGGGCUGACAAGAGAGAAUUCCUUGCCAAGGGGGCUUCAACCUGGCUUCUUCUGCGCAUUUGUGUUUCUAGAAAAAAAAAAAAAGAGUGAGGAGGAAAAGACCCAAGUGAAGUCUCAGGGACUCAAAGACUGACGCACAGGAAAGCCUCACGUGGGAGGAGAAAUGCAAAUCUUCUUUCUACAAGGACAGCGGCAGUCUCAGCUGGGGGACUGAGUAGGGAGACUCUGACUUUGGGCUACGAGCACCCUUGGGACCCCGGCUGAGCAAACCAGCAUGUCUCAGUGGAAUCAAGUCCAGCAGUUAGAAAUAAAAUUUUUGGAGCAAGUAGAUCAAUUCUAUGAUGACAACUUUCCCAUGGAAAUCCGACAUCUGCUGGCCCAAUGGAUUGAAAGUCAAGACUGGGAGGCAGCUUCUAACAAUGAAACCAUGGCAACGAUUCUUCUUCAAAACCUGUUGAUACAACUGGAUGAACAGUUAGGCCGUGUUUCCAAAGAGAAGAACCUGCUCUUGAUUCACAGCCUGAGAAGAAUCAGGAAAGUCCUUCAGGGAAAAUUCCAUGGAAACCCAAUGCAUGUUGCGGUGGUGAUCUCAAAUUGUCUGAGGGAAGAGAGGAGAAUAUUGGCUACGGCCAACAUGCCUGUGCAGGGGCCUUUGGAGAAAUCCUUACAAAGCUCUUCAGUUUCAGAAAGACAGAGAACUGUGGAAAACAAAGUGACUGCCAUUAAAAACAGCGUGCAGAUGACAGAGCAAGACACCAAGUAUUUAGAAGACCUGCAAGAUGAAUUUGACUACAGAUAUAAAACUAUCCAAACAAUGGAUCAGGGUGACAAAAACAGUCCACGGAUGAAUCAGGAAGUUUUGACUCUGCAAGAAAUGCUGAACAGCUUGGACUUUAAGAGAAAGGAAGCCCUCAGUAAGAUGACACAAAUAGUCAAUGAAACAGACAUGCUGAUGAACAGCAUGCUCGUGGAAGAGCUGCAGGACUGGAAGCGGAGGCAGCAGAUCGCCUGCAUUGGAGGCCCGCUGCAUAACGGGCUCGACCAGCUGCAAAACUGCUUUACGCUAUUGGCAGAAAGUCUUUUCCAGCUCAGACGGCAACUGGAGAAGUUAGAGGAACAGUCCACCAAAAUGACCUACGAAGGGGAUCCUAUCCCAAUGCAGAGGACACACCUGCUAGAAAGAGUCACCUUCCUCAUCUACAACCUUUUCAAGAACUCAUUUGUGGUUGAACGACAGCCAUGCAUGCCGACGCACCCUCAGAGACCCAUGGUCCUCAAGACGCUCAUUCAGUUCACAGUCAAGCUGAGACUUCUAAUAAAAUUGCCAGAACUAAAUUAUCAAGUAAAGGUGAAAGCAUCAAUUGACAAGAAUGUUUCUACUCUCAGCAACCGAAGAUUUGUCCUUUGUGGAACUCACGUCAAAGCAAUGUCCAUUGAAGAAUCUUCUAGUGGGAAUCUCUCAGUAGAAUUUCGGCAUUUGCAACCGAAGGAAAUGAAGUCCACUGCUGGAAGCAAAGGAAAUGAGGGAUGUCACAUGGUGACUGAAGAGCUCCAUUCCAUAACCUUUGAGACACAGAUCUGCCUCUACGGGUUGACCAUAGAUUUGGAGACCAACUCACUGCCUGUGGUGAUGAUUUCCAAUGUCAGCCAGCUGCCUAACGCCUGGGCUUCCAUCAUUUGGUAUAACGUGUCGACCAGUGACUCCCAGAACUUGGUUUUUUUCAACACUCCUCCCUCCGCCACUCUGAGUCAGCUGCUAGAAGUGCUGAGCUGGCAGUUCUCAUCGUAUGUGGGUCGUGGCCUUAAUUCAGACCAGCUCAACAUGCUGGCAGACAAGCUGACAGCUCAAGCGAGCUACAGCGAUGGUCAUCUCACCUGGGCCAAGUUCUGCAAGGAACACUUACCUGGCAAAUCAUUUACCUUUUGGACGUGGCUUGAAGCAAUAUUAGAUCUAAUUAAAAAACACAUUCUUCCCCUCUGGAUUGACGGGUGUGUCAUGGGCUUUGUUAGCAAAGAGAAGGAGCGGCUCUUGCUAAAGGAUAAAAUGCCCGGAACCUUCCUGCUCAGAUUCAGUGAAAGCCACCUGGGAGGAAUAACGUUCACUUGGGUGGACCAUUCUGACAGCGGAGAAGUGAAAUUUCACUCUGUAGAGCCCUACAAUAAAGGUCGGUUGUCUGCCCUGCCAUUCGCUGACAUCCUUCGUGACUACAAGGUUAUUAUGUCUGAAAACAUCCCUGAGAACCCUCUGAAGUGCCUAUAUCCUGACAUUCCCAAAGACAAAGCCUUCGGCAAACACUACAGCUCCCAGCCAUGCGAAGUUUCAAGACCAACAGAAAAGGGAGACAAAGGUUAUGUUCCUUCUGUUUUUAUCCCCAUCUCAACAAUCCGAAGUGAUUCAGCUGAGCCAAACUCUCCGUCAGACCUUCUCCCCAUGUCUCCGAGUGUCUAUGCCGUGCUGAGAGAAAACCUGAGUCCUACAACGAUUGAAACAGCCAUGAAGUCUCCGUACUCUGCUGAGUGACAAGAUAAACUCUUGACCCUCAUGAGAAAGGAAGCAAACAAAAAGAUAAAGACUGAUCUUUGCAACAAUCACACCGUAUUUCUUCAGUCUUGUACCUAAUGGUUUCCAGGAAGUGGUUGAAGUCUGAAGCUCUUCUCUCUCUGGUAUGACCCCUCCCAUUGGGAGUGUUGUGAUUGAAAUGCUAAAAAUCAAAGCUUCAGAUAAACAUGCCUGAUAAGACUCUUGAAGAAACCAAAGUUAAUAUAAUACUAACUCAA